Molecule: messenger RNA, 375 nt
Organism: Nezara viridula (southern green stink bug)
Lineage: Eukaryota; Metazoa; Arthropoda; Insecta; Hemiptera; Pentatomidae
Source: the annotation of a GenBank genome assembly
AUGUUCCCAUACAAAAACAUCGACAAAGGUACCACAGAUGGGCUCACAGUCAACCAGAUUGACCAUAUCCUCGUAAACAACAGGUACGUCAGUAGCUUCACUGAUGUCAGAGUGUUCAGAGGCGCUAAUGUGGACCCACUCAGGGUCCGGGCAAAAUCUAAAAAGUUUAAAAUCGACAAGUUUAAAGACCCUCAAAUUAUGGAGGCUUAUGCCGCAUCACUGUACUCACAGUUAAGAUGCAUGGAAGACUCAGAAGACAGUGUAAGUGGCAUUUGGAGUAACUGUCGCAAAACUAUUGAACAAACCGCUGAAGCAAUACUGGGGGACAUGAAAAGAAAAACAGGAAAAGCUGAUUUGAUGAAGACUGUCGAAUAG